AUGUCAUCUUCCGGUAGCCGAGCGGCUAUUAGCACUCCUGUCAGAUCAACGCCACAAAAGUCCACCCCCGUUGUCGACAGCCCAGGCACUUGGAGACACCCGCGUCUCGACGAGAUCUCGAGACGGCGCAACGCGACAACAUUCUCCGAGAAGAAUGUGAAGAGGGUUGCUUUGAACGUUGUUUUCCUUCUCUGUCUCUGGAUUUCUCAGAUCCUCUCCCGAUCUUACAUUCCUACGCAAUGGUUCAGCGCUUCGCUACGGUCGUAUCUGGGCUGGGCGUACCACCUGGUCCAACUCAUUCCCCUCGCCAAUAUUGCUAUCGCCAUGCUGCCGUUGUUCCGAUCCGAGGACGACCUGUCCGAUAUUCCCUUGACCCCUGCGCAGCGCAAGCUCCUCGGUUUACCACCCAGCUCUGCAACAGCCACGCCUAAUGCUGUCUACAGCACACCGCCGCGAUACUCGCGUACCCCGUCGUUGGCAGGCUCGCCCGCCAGCAACAGAAGCUUUUCCGGCUCUCCGCUGUCUGGCAGAGGCAGCCCGGCUCUGGGUAGCUCUCUGAACGGACAGUCGUACUCUCCUUCUCCGCUCAACAGCCCUUCCAAGUUUUCGGCAAGCCUCAAUAGUAAUCGGAGGUCGUCCUUUGGCUCUUCGACAAACUUGGGGGCAAGCACGGCCUCUUCCCUAUUCCCCGAUCCAGGCACUCCGAGCCCUUCGACCGGAAAACGUACCAGCGUCGGCUUGAACAACAAGUGGCUUUACGAGAAGGGUAGGAGAUCGUCAGGUGGCAACUGGAUGCACUGA
Molecule: messenger RNA, 801 nt
Organism: Colletotrichum graminicola M1.001
Lineage: Eukaryota; Fungi; Ascomycota; Sordariomycetes; Glomerellales; Glomerellaceae
Product: nuclear pore complex component
Exons: 2
Coding region: 1-801 (266 amino acids)
Biological process (GO): protein import into nucleus; spindle pole body duplication
Cellular component (GO): nuclear pore transmembrane ring; nuclear outer membrane
Source: RefSeq, a predicted model, not a curated record